This is a messenger RNA of Alternaria burnsii, 1512 nucleotides long. Its product is annotated as plp-dependent transferase. NCBI's taxonomy places the organism in Eukaryota, Fungi, Ascomycota, Dothideomycetes, Pleosporales, Pleosporaceae. The transcript is spliced from 3 exons. The record is from RefSeq and is a predicted model, not a curated record. Bases 1 to 1512 code for a protein of 503 amino acids.
AUGACGUCAAGCUCAAAGAACGGCGCAUCUGCCGCCCUGGAAAUCAAGACAAAAGAUGGUGUCAAGUUUGGAAAGGAAUUGAGAGAGAAGGAGUUCUUGUUUGGGAACGGAUUCUUGAAUUUGAACCAUGGCUCCUUCGGAACAUUCCCUCGCAUAGUUCGCGAUGCCAUGCGCACUUUUCAAGACGAAUGUGAAGCUCAACCAGAUCCUUUCAUCAUCUACAAGUAUCCCCAAUACCUUGAUCUGGCUCGAGAAGGCAUGGCUAAGCUGCUUAACACACCUUCUUCGACGCUGGUAUUUGUUCCCAAUGCCACGACUGGUAUUAAUACAGUCCUUCGCAACAUCGAAUUUCAACCCGGCGAUCAUAUUCUUAUCUUCAGCACCAUUUAUGGAGCUUGCGAGAAGACUGUGUCACUCAUCACGGAAACUACUCCUGCAGAGAGCGUCAAAAUCGGGUACACAUUCCCCGUUGAAGACAACUGGCUUCUUGAGGAAUUCGAAAAGAAGGUCAAAGAAGUGGAGAACAAGGGCGGAAAGGUGAAAAUUGCAAUUUUCGAUACAGUAGUCAGUAUGCCUGGAGUCAGGAUGCCAUUCGAGCGCUUGACGCAGAAGUGUAAAGAGCUUGGAGUCAUGAGCUGCAUCGACGGGGCUCACGGAGUUGGGCAUGUCGAGAUCGAUCUAGGAAUGUUGGACCCAGACUUCUUCGUGAGCAAUUGCCACAAGUCCGUCUCUUCUCUCUUCUUCAUCUUUGAAAACCCACUGACCGUACGUAGGUGGCUACACGUUCCCCGCGGCUGUGCAAUCUUCCACGUCGCAGACCGGAACCAAGGUGUUAUACGCAGUACCCUUCCGACCUCUCACGGCUUCAUACCGAAGGGCGAAAAGCCUGUCUCUCCCUUCCCAAAGCGGACUUUCGCCCAGUCUCACGCCCAGCCGGGCAUCGAACAAAACUCCUCUGAACAAUCAGCUUUCACCAAGUCAGCGUUCGUUGAUAUGGAGAAACCCGCCUUUGUUGCCAACUUCGAGUUUGUGGGUACCAUUGACAACAGCCCGUACUUGUGUGUACCCACAGCCCUAAAGUGGCGAGAGAAUAUCGGAGGUGAAGACGUUAUCAGGAACUACUGUCAAACUCUCGUUCGCCGAGCUGCCCAACAUGUUGCACAGAUCCUCGGCACCGAGGUCAUGGAAAAUAGUACUGGCACACUCGGACGGUGCUGCUUGUCCAACGUGCGCCUACCAAUUUCGCUCCCUAAAGUUCAAGAUGUCGCGACCAAGCAUGGAAUUGAUAAAGAAGAUGUUGGCAUCAUGGUGAGGGACUGGAUGAAAAAGCUAAGUUGCGAAGAGUACAGCACUUUCAUCAUGAUCUACUGGUACGGUGGUGUUUGGUGGACGAGAUUGAGCGGCCAAGUGUAUCUGGAGAUGAAGGACUUUGAGUGGGCUGCCGAAACGCUCAAGGACAUGUGUGCGAGGGCUGAAAAGGGAGAGUGGGCUGUUCCAAAGACCAAACUUUAG